Messenger RNA from Nymphalis io (European peacock), 2452 nucleotides. It is a transcript of the gene Orc3, whose product is annotated as origin recognition complex subunit 3. Gene Ontology annotation, cellular component: DNA replication preinitiation complex; nuclear origin of replication recognition complex; nuclear pre-replicative complex. The transcript is spliced from 12 exons. Bases 181 to 2358 code for a protein of 725 amino acids. Lineage: Eukaryota; Metazoa; Arthropoda; Insecta; Lepidoptera; Nymphalidae. Gene Ontology annotation, biological process: DNA replication; DNA replication initiation. The record is from RefSeq and is a predicted model, not a curated record. Gene Ontology annotation, molecular function: DNA replication origin binding.
CUUAAAUAUGGACUAAUUUUAAAAUAUGUUGUAGCUGUUAUAUUUAAACAAAGUAUUUAAGAAUUUGAAUGAAGAUCUUCUUCUAUCUAAGAUCAAAACUGCUUACUGUCAUUCUAUAAAUGCUAUUUGUCUUAUGCCAAUAUUAAAGAAAAACAAAAUUAUUUCAAGAUUUUGUAUACAAUGGAAUCAACUACCUCAGUUUCUAAGGGUGUAUUUUUAUUUUCAAAUGGAUUUAAAAAAACAAAACAUUCGAAAAAGAAACCGAAACGCAAUAUAUUUGAAAGUUUGUCCGAAGACUCCUGGUAUAAAACAUUCAAAUAUAACUGGAAUUUGGUUGAAAAUCAAUUAAAGGAACUUCAUGAGCAAACAUAUAGCAUUCUAUUGAAUGAUAUUGUAAGUUAUGUCAAGUUAGUGAAUCAACAGCACGAGUACAGUACAUUAGAGGGAAUCAUACCUAGUGCCACACUAUUGACUGGGGUCAAUCAGCCAGACUAUGUCAAUCAGUUUCUAGCCCUUAUAUAUAGAAUUAGGGAAAAUGUAACUCCACAUGUUGCUUUGAUAAAUUCUCAAGAUGCUCAAACUGUUAAACAUUUGGUGGAAAGUGCUGUUUGGCAGUUAAUACAUGGACAGGAUGUCCUGGAUAACUCUGCUGAUGAAAGUUUUGAAAAUGACCCAAGUCAUAAAGUUAAAUUAAAGAAAAAUCAAUGUACUAUAAAAACUUUACUUAAUUGGUAUCAAGCAAAAUAUGCAAAACAAUCGCCAAAGAAAUAUAAGCCUGUAGCAAGAAAGGCUUUAGUUAUAAUAAUGCCAGAUUUUGAGAGCUUCAAUUGUAGUAUAUUGCAAGAUUUUGUAAUGAUUAUUAGUUCCUAUGUGCGAUCAUUGCCAAUAGUAUUAAUAUUUGGAGUAGCGACAUCGGUUUCAGCUCUACAUAAAUCAUUUCCUUACCAUGUCUCAUCGAAGUUGCUAAUCAAAGUGUUCCAUUCUCAUCCAUCACAUGUUUAUAUGAAUCAAGUUUUAGAAAACAUUUUUUUAUCUCACACGAGUCCAUUCCACUUAAGUGGCAAAGCUUUUGAAUUAAUGACAGAUGUAUUUCUCUUUUAUGAUUUCUCUGUUACAGGCCUCAUUCAAAGUAUAAAGUAUUGUAUGAUGGAUCAUUACUAUGGAGAUAAUAUUAAAUCACUAUGUUGUGUUCCGGACAAACUUUAUGAGGCAAUUAAUAAUCUCACAAAAGAUGAUCUAGAAAAUAUAAGACAAUUACUAUCCUUCCGGCCCUUCUUGGAAGUACAGGAUUGUGAAACGAAAAUCGGUCUCUUUGAAGAUGAUAAUUUUUUCAGAGAAAUUUUGUCUAAAGAAAUGAAUAAGCUUCAUGACUAUGUACAUAGUUUUUACUUGUGCAUACGAUUGCUUUCCACGUUCGUGAAGGAUCUACCAAAGAAUACACUCGGAAAAAGUGUUAGAGAACUUUACGCCAAAUGUUCUAUAGAAUGUGUAACAAGUACACAACCGUAUAAAGAAUGCAUGCAGUUAUUAAAUUUUCAAUCACAAUUAAGAUUGGCAGAAACUAUAAAAGCUGCACUUAAAGAUAUAAAUGCGUCCCUACAAGUAGCCUCGCCAAUAAAACCUCUACGAUCAACUCCAUCUAAAAAUAAUAUUCACAACAUUACUCUGAAGGACGACCUUGGGCAAGAAUUUGCUAAAACAAUAAAAAUUCAUUUAUUGACGUUUUUAAGGCAAAUAGAAAAUGCAAGCAAUGAAACCUCCGUAUUUACCAAUACUGAUAUGGAUGCGGAAAAUGAUUUGGACAACGUUAAUGUACCUGGUAAUAGAUAUAAAUUGAAAGAGAAAUUGUUAAGAGCCACGAGAGUUGAAAAAAUUCAAUCUGAAUAUGAAAUGAUACGGACAAGAUUUGUGAGUUAUUUAGAGGAAGUUUUUACAAAGGGCCUGCAACCGCCGCACACGCAAACAUUUCACGAAAUUUUGUUCUUCAGUGACGUGGCUAAUGUGAAGAAACAAAUUGUGGGCUCUCCCCGAGGAGCACUGCACACAGCCCUAAGUAACCCGAUGCAUUAUUUGCAGUGUACGUGCUGCCAUUUGCCUUCAGUAGACAGCAUUUCAUAUACAUUACCUGAUGUAUCAAUAGCGUACAAGUUACAUCGUGAAUGUGGCAAACAUAUCAACUUGUACGACUGGCUACAAGCCUUCGCUGCGGUGCUUCGACCUGAUGAGGACGAUGAGGAUCGAUACAAGGACGUUAAUAUUCAAGUUCGAUUUACGCGUGCCGUAUCGGAGCUACAAUUUCUUGGUUUUAUAAAAUCAUCUAAAAGGAAGACUGACCAUGUCAUGCGUCUGACUUGGUGAUUUUUUUUACCUUAAUAUCACAUGCUCAUGAUUUUUAUUUAUUUUUAAUUUUUAGUAAUAAAUAAAUGAGAUUCAAUAAAGCAUUUCUAAUACG